UUAAUCAGAGCCUAACUUCCCUUCACCUCAUUGCUGUGAGGAGUUUAAUCAACUUACUUUCAUAUUAUGUCCAGAUAUGGCGACUUACAUUCUGUUUUGUAUUUUUUUCCAGUUCCAAAACAGGUUUAUGGGCUCAUAUUCAGAAGAUAUGGCAUUCAGCUUGUCUCAAAUUCAGAUACAGGAUCUAGGGAUAACUGCUGAUACACCAAAUAUCCACCCAAGGCAACCCAUGCAGGAAACCCCUGACAACAUGCCAGCAAAUCAUGGUAACAUGCAAGGAGUUCAUGACAAUAUGCAAGGAAUUCAUGGCAAUUUGCAAACAAUUCAUGGCAAUGUACAAGCCAUCCAUGGCCAUAUGGAAGCAAUACAUGCAUACAACUGGCAUAUGCAUCUAUUUGAUGGAACGGGAGGUGAAGAACUGUAAAAGAUCCUGCCUCAUCAAAGACUGUUGCAUGAUAACUUGCAAGACACUCAGGUUAGCAAAUAGAGUG
This is a messenger RNA of Pocillopora verrucosa, 491 nucleotides long. The record is from RefSeq and is a predicted model, not a curated record. Lineage: Eukaryota; Metazoa; Cnidaria; Anthozoa; Scleractinia; Pocilloporidae.